Setaria italica (foxtail millet) is the source of this 939-nucleotide messenger RNA. Its product is annotated as citrate-binding protein. The record is from RefSeq and is a predicted model, not a curated record. NCBI's taxonomy places the organism in Eukaryota, Viridiplantae, Streptophyta, Magnoliopsida, Poales, Poaceae. The transcript is spliced from 2 exons. The coding region runs from base 94 to 813 and encodes 239 amino acids.
CCUGUUAAUCACACAUAUAACCAUGCACAAACUCGACUACUAUGGCGGCUAGGACCGGUCGAAUCUCAUUGUCAAUCCUCGAUCUCAUCGACCAUGGCCUCUUCCACCCUCCGCAGCCUCGCCGCCGCCGGCGGUGCUGUGCCCACGGCAGCGCUAGGACUAUUAAUCCUAUGCGUCGCCCUUCCUGCGCCUGCUGUCGUAGUGGCCGUCGACGGCAGCUGCAACCUGACCGCCGGGUUCGUCCAGGUGGAGCUCCCGGAGGGCAACUUUUUGGUGCAGAGCCCCUACGACGUGGCGGAGAACCAGCGCUACAGCUACGACCUCGCCACCGGCGUGCGCACGUUCUGGGUGUACGCCGACGACGAGCCCUUCAACACCGUCACCGCCACCAAUCCUCGCACCGAAGUCCGCCUCGCCGGCCAUGACUACUCGUCGGGGGUGUGGCAGUUCGAGGGCUACGGGUACGUGCCGUCGGGGACGUCGGGCGCGUCGGUGAUGCAGAUCCACAACGAGGACGGCGCGGCGCACGCCACCACGCUGAUGCUCCACGUGUACAACGGCACGCUGCGGUACUACAGCGGGGAGGCCGUGGAGGACUGCAUCUACGACCGGUGGUUCCGGCUCAAUGUCGUGCACGACGUCGGCGCGUCGACGGUGGCCGUGUACGUCGACGGCGCGCCGAGGCUCGCCGUCGACGUGACGCCGAGCGCGUUGCACUACUUCAAGUUCGGCGUGUACGUGCAGCACCACGACGUGUCGCCGCGCGUGGAGUCGCGCUGGAGGAACGUGACCGUCUAUACCAAGCCCUACUAGUUUGCUACACGUACCAAGCACUGCUCUUUAUAGUCCCUAAAAAGCCUCUAAAAGAUUAAAAAUCAAGUAUGUUUUUGUCAUCGUAUUUUGAGGAGACAUGUUUCUAUUUUUAAUCCGGAAUGAGCU